This is a messenger RNA of Pneumocystis carinii B80, 2774 nucleotides long. RefSeq lists its product as hypothetical. Bases 47 to 2728 code for a protein of 893 amino acids. The record is from RefSeq and is a predicted model, not a curated record. Gene Ontology annotation, molecular function: four-way junction helicase activity; hydrolase activity; four-way junction DNA binding. Lineage: Eukaryota; Fungi; Ascomycota; Pneumocystomycetes; Pneumocystales; Pneumocystaceae. Gene Ontology annotation, biological process: replication fork reversal; double-strand break repair via synthesis-dependent strand annealing; interstrand cross-link repair. The transcript has 2 exons.
AUUUAGCCUUUAAAGACAAAAAGUAGCAUCUAUUAUGGCAUAGAAAAUGUCAGAAGCAUCAGAAUAUGAGAUAUCAGAUGAAGAAUCUUUAAAAUUUAUCUUAGAAAGAGUAGAAGCAGCGUUUAAUGAGGAAGAAAAAAAAACGAAUGAUAUUAAGCAGGAAAAUGAGAAAGUGGUAAAUAAGAGAGAGAAUGCUAAUUUUCGGGAAGAAUUUAUUCAAACUACAUUAUUUGGAAAAGUUAUUCCAAAUAAACCAAAAGAAUCCUCAAUUAAAGAAAUGGAGGAGGAACCAACGCAUCAUGAAAUAGAUAAAGAAUCAAUUAAGACGUGGAUUUAUCCUACGAACAUGAAAGAAAGGGAUUAUCAAUUUAAUAUUGUUCAAAAAGCACUUUAUCAAAAUAUACUCGUAUCACUUCCAACAGGACUUGGAAAAACGUUUAUUGCAGCAGUAGUUAUGUUUAAUUAUUAUAGAUGGUUUCCAAAAAGUAAGAUUAUAUUUGUUGCGCCAACAAAACCUUUAGUUUCUCAACAAAUUCAAGCGUGUUAUAAUAUAUGUGGAAUACCUCCGGAAGAUACGAUUGAAUUAAGUGGAAAUGUAAAGCAAUCAAUAAGAUCAUUUGCAUGGAAAGAAAAAAGAGUAUUUUUUAUGACGCCACAGGCCUUACAAAAUGAUUUGGAAGCGAAAAUUUGCAAUAAAAAGUCAAUUGUUUGUUUGGUUAUUGAUGAAGCACAUAGAGCUAUAGGGAAUUAUGCGUACUGUAAUGUUGUUCGUAUGAUUCGUUCAAAAAACAAAAGCUUUAGGAUUUUGGCGUUAACAGCAACACCGGGGACAGAUAUUGAUUCAGUACAAGGAGUUAUCAAUUCUUUAUAUAUUGCACAUAUUGAGUUACGAACAGAAGAUUCUAUUGAUAUUCAAAAAUAUCUUCAUAAUCGAACACUAAAAACUAUAUUAGUACCUCUUUCUCAAGAGUUAAUAACAGUUCGUGAUUUAUACGGUGAAAUUAUAAAACCAUUUUUACAGCAAUUGAAUUCAAUGAACGCAUAUCAUGUUCAUGAUCCUGGAGAAUUAACAACUUUUAGUCUUAUACAAGCUCAAAAGUCUUUUAUGAAAACUCCAUCUAUGAUGAACGCACCAUCUAUUAAAAAAGGAGAAUUUUUUACACUUUUCUCCAUCUUAUCUUCACUGGCAUAUCCUAUGUCUUUACUAAUUUGUCAUGGAUUGAAUCCAUUUUACAAAAAAAUCAAAGAAUUAGUGGAUGGACCAGUAUUAAAAAAACACAAAUGUUUUGAAAGUGAAGAAAAAUUUAGACAAAUUAUAUCUUUAAUUGAAAAGCUAAGAUCAGCCCCAACAUAUAUUGGGCAUCCAAAGUUGGAAAAAUUGCGUUCUCUUCUAUUAGAUCAUUUUGUUAACGCAAAUGAUAAAAACGAAGAGACGCAAGCAAUGGUAUUUGUAGAAUAUAGAUCAAGUGCAGAAGAUAUCAUGAAGGUUCUAGAAGAAGAUUAUCCAUUGGUGAAAGCACAGUUAUUUAUUGGUCAAUCAUCUCGUAAAUUGUCAUCAGGAAUGACCCAAAAAGAACAAAUUUCUAUUAUUGAAAAAUUCAAAGCCAAAGAUUUUAAUACUUUAAUUGCUACAUCAAUAGGGGAGGAAGGGCUUGACAUUGGUGAAGUUGAUUUAAUUAUUUGUUAUGAUUCAUCAUCAUCUUCAAUUCGUUUAUUGCAACGUAUGGGAAGAACAGGACGUAAACGAGAAGGCCAUAUAUAUAUCUUACUUACUUCUGGGAGAGAAGAAAGAAAUUAUUUCCGUGCUAAAGAUUCUUAUAAAGCAAUUCAAAGGGUUAUCGCACAUGGAAAUGUAUUAAAAUUACAUGAAAAAAUAUCACCCAGAAUAAUACCUAAAUUUGAAAGUCCAAAAUGCCAUAAACAAGAGCUGGUAAUAGACAAGAAUAUUAUAUCAAGCGACAUAAGCAACGAAUUUAUAAAAAAAUAUCAAUUAAAAUAUCAAUCAAAAUACAAGGAAAAGAAACCUGUUCUUACAUGCAAAAAUCAAUUUAUUACAGCAUCUACUUUACAUAAACAAACAAUCGAAAAUAAUAAAGAAUCUAAUAGAAUAGUAAAUGCCGUAUUAUCGAAUGAUUUUAUUAAACAUUCUAAUUCAGAACAAAAAGAACAAUUUGAUCAUGAUAUUAAAACAAUUGGAAGCCAGCCAUUGCUCGCUAAAGAUAUUACACUAUUUCCUGAAUCAGUACCAAAAGACAAGCUCAGCUCUUUCUGUUAUGUAUCUCAUAGUAAACUAUGUCAACGAUUAAUUCAAACUAUGCAAAAAAUCAAUUCUAUCAAAACAUCUAAAACUGUAUUAAACAACUUUAUAAACAACAAUCAAAUCAAUUCUUUAAAAUUUAGAAAUAUUCUAGUAAAAAAUACAAGGAAUUAUAUGCUUUUAGGAAAAAAUAUCAACCAAUCUCAAUGUUUAAAACUUAACGAUUUUUCUAAUAAGGAAUCUUUCAAAAGCAAUGGAUUAGAAGAAAUUCCAAAAGAACAUUUAAUUACAAACAAUUCAUUACUAUCUAACUACAAAGCAAAACCAACUUAUUCUAACAGAUUUAAACGGCGUAAAAUCAUAUUUGAUAGCGAUGAAAAAGACGAUCUCGAUUUACCAGAUAUUUCUAAUGUAUUAUGUCCAUUAAAUGAAAAGCAUAAGAAAGAAACUUUAUUCAACAAAUACAAAUAAUUCACUAUUAUAUAAGAUAUAAUUUAAUCAUUUAGAUUCUUAAAAA